AUGAAUGUUGGAGAAGAGCGUUUUUACUUGUUCACUCGAAUUUUUAGUCCUAGUUUACAUACCAACAAUGCUGAUACUGUCAUGGCUGAAACAAAGCUCAAGCUCGAGGGCCAACCCGUCUGCAAUGUGAUGCACACGAUGCCUCAAGUCGACGAGGCUUUGGAACCGUGCUAG
Messenger RNA from Plenodomus lingam JN3, 174 nucleotides. NCBI's taxonomy places the organism in Eukaryota, Fungi, Ascomycota, Dothideomycetes, Pleosporales, Leptosphaeriaceae. The record is from RefSeq and is a predicted model, not a curated record.